Molecule: messenger RNA, 3334 nt
Organism: Odocoileus virginianus texanus
Lineage: Eukaryota; Metazoa; Chordata; Mammalia; Artiodactyla; Cervidae
Gene: RAB6A
Product: RAB6A, member RAS oncogene family
Biological process (GO): vesicle-mediated transport
Molecular function (GO): GTP binding; GTPase activity
Source: RefSeq, a predicted model, not a curated record
GGGGCGGCAGGCUCGCGCCCGGGCUCGCCCCGCGCCGCGCCACAGGCUCGCGCACUCAGCAGGUUGGGCUGCGGCGGCGGCAGCUGUGGAGCUGAAGCGCUGCGUGUGAGAGGUCCCAAACGCUUCUGCGGCUCCCACUCCGCCACCUUUACCUCAGUUUCGGUGCCGGGUGCUGAGAGGGGAAAGGCUCUAGCCUUGGGAUCCCCCCCACCCCUAGCACACCCCUGGCUGCUUCCGACACCGCCUUCACUCCCUUUCUAGCUGCGGGCCUCGCUAGGUGCUAGGCGACUCCGAGGGGGAGGCGACGGCGACGGCUGUCUGUCUGUGUAGAGGAGCCCUGCUCUCCAGCCUUGCUCCGCCGCCGGGCCCUGUAGGGGCCGAGAGAGCUCGGCGCCGGCCCUUCCUCUAGCCUCUUCGUCAACCGGUUGGAGCAGCGUCGGUCCGGGAGGUCUCUGGGCUGAGGCGGCGGCAGCUUCUCCGGCUCCAUCAUGUCCGCGGGCGGAGACUUCGGGAAUCCGCUGAGGAAAUUCAAGCUGGUGUUCCUGGGGGAGCAGAGCGUUGGAAAGACAUCACUGAUUACCAGAUUCAUGUAUGACAGUUUCGACAAUACCUAUCAGGCAACAAUUGGCAUUGACUUUUUAUCAAAAACAAUGUACUUGGAGGAUCGAACAAUCAGGCUGCAGCUGUGGGAUACUGCGGGUCAGGAACGUUUCCGUAGCCUCAUUCCCAGUUACAUCCGUGAUUCUGCUGCAGCCGUAGUAGUUUACGAUAUCACAAAUGUUAACUCCUUCCAGCAAACUACAAAAUGGAUUGAUGAUGUCAGAACAGAAAGAGGAAGUGAUGUUAUCAUCAUGCUAGUAGGAAAUAAAACAGAUCUUGCUGACAAGAGGCAAGUGUCAAUUGAGGAAGGAGAGAGGAAAGCCAAAGAGCUGAAUGUUAUGUUUAUUGAAACUAGUGCAAAGGCAGGAUACAAUGUAAAGCAGCUCUUCCGACGUGUUGCAGCAGCUCUACCUGGAAUGGAAAGCACACAGGACAGAAGCAGAGAAGACAUGAUUGACAUAAAACUGGAAAAGCCUCAGGAGCAGCCAGUCAGUGAAGGAGGCUGUUCCUGCUAAUCCCCCGUGGCAUCUUCAGCUUUCCUCCAGAAGCUCACUGCUUUGGCCCCCUUACUCUUUCAUUGACUGCAGUGUGAAUAUUGGCUUGAACCUUUUCCCUUCAGUAAUAACGUAUUGCAAUUCAUCAUUGCUGCCUGUAUCAUGGAGAUGAUCUAUUAUUAGCUUCACAAGCACAAAAAGUCAGUGUCUUCAUUAUUUAUAUUUUACAAAAAGCCAAAUGAUUCCAGCAUAUUCCAGUGAUAACUUUAAAAAUUAGAUACAUUUUCUUAACAUUGUUUUUCAUUUUUAAUGUUACGAGAAUGUAUUUCAAAAUGAUGGAGCUCUCAACGGUAUGUGGCUUGGUUACAGCACAGCUGUUCAUAGGAGCACUUGCCUUUGCCGACUUACUUGAUCUCUCCCUGCAGUACCCACUUCUCCUUUCCCCCAUCUCCUACUCCUGCCACCCUCCCCCAAAACUAACAAGAGGAGGCAAAGCCAGACCAAGUCAGACCAAGCCCACUGGAAUUACCUUGUAUUUUAGUGAUACCACUUGCUCUAGGCCUUGAGCCAAGAUAUCCAAAACUAUUAUUGAGCACUGAUAUAAAUUACUUAGACCUUAAUUGAGGUAAAAACUCAGCUAUCAUGGAAGGCAGUGCUGGAAUAAGGAAAGGGUUUCUGAUGUGUCUUCAGAAUGAGUCCUAAUGACCAUACUAAGUACUUACAAGUAAAUAAACAUAAAAUAUAUUUCUGACCAAAACAAAUGAUCCUUUCACAUGUCAGACUCUGGGAGAGACAAGUAAAAGUGCUUCAGAACAAGUUUUAAAUAUUUAAUUCUUCUAAGAGCUAAUUCUCCCAAGAUUUUAAAAUGAUCAAAAUAGAGUUCUGGUUGAAAAAGAAGACUUUUUUAAGCAAUAGAUUUCUCUUGAGUUUCUUUAUUUCUUCCUUUGUUUCUUUUUUAAAAAAUGCUAUGCAGGCAAGUCACUGGAGAAAUCAAAUUCCUUUAAGAAGAACCAGUGCAAGAAUUUAAAUUUGGCAUCUUGAUCAAGUGGAAACAAUAAUACCUAACACUUACCAACUAUAGAAUCUUCAGCAGAAUAGCAAAUACUUUGCCCAGGUCAUUUGAGAUCAAAUUGAAGAUGGAAAAUUUUCUUAUAAGCCUUUCGAGGCAGAUCUGAACAAGCAUACAUAGAAGAGGGAAAAGAGAGAAUGAAAAUAAAACUUAACAUUAUGCAGAUUUAUGCCUUAUUUUUCAGCAUUUUUUUUUUUAUGUUGGUUCUCUCAACUUGGUUUUGCUUUUUAUUAGAUCUGUAUAGUUUGGUUAAUUAGUGAUUCAGUUUUAUAUUUAAGCUACAAUUAAUCUUUUUUCUUUGGUGAUAUUUAUUUCUUUGCCUUUUUUAACUACUUUCAAUUUUUAGAUGUUUUAUUCAGUCUCUAGAGCUUCAUCACAAUGGCAAUAUGUAUUUCCCUUAAAACACUGCAAACAAAUAUACUAGGAGUGCACCAUUUUAAUCUUUACUAGUUAUUGUGAGAUUGCUGUGUAAGUUAAUAAACACAUUUGUAAAUACAUUGUUUGCAGGAAGUAAAUUUCUGAGUUACAGCUCAGGAAAAGCCUGCUGAAUUUAUGUUGUAAGCAUUACUUAACACAGUAUAAGGAUGAAAAGACAGCAAAAAUAUCUUCAUACUUCCUUAUCCCCUCAUUGCAACAAAGCCCUUAACUGGGAGAACCUUAUUCCCUUCUCUUUCCUCUUCCUCCUCCACUUCCCACUUUCUGUAUCACCUUAUAAUAUUCAGAGAGCACUUGGAUUAUGGGUCUGAAUAGAGAAAUGCUUUCAGAUAAUCAUUAGCCCACAUACCCCAGUAACUUGUACUCAAAGAUGGGAUGGAGUUGUAAAGUGCUUUUAUAAUACAAUAUUAUUGUUAAAGGCAAGGGUUGACUCUUUUGUUUUAUUUUGACAUGGCAUGUCCUGAAAUAAAUAUCAAUCCAAUAUGGCAGAUGGGUCGGUCAUAUUCUUUAUUUGGAAGAAGUUGUGAUUUCUGAUAUGGGAUGAUUGUCUUCCUACACUGUAGCAUUUGAUGUAUCUUUAAGGCAGUAACCGGUUAAUGCUGCAUUUAAUAUUGGUCUUUUUAUUUGGCUUGGGGUUCUUCAACAGAAGCAGUGAAGUGUGUUCAUAGUGCAGAUUUUCUGUUUAAUAAAGUUUUGCUGCCCAAAAAAAUGUAUAAAUAAACACAAAAGAAAACAA